AUGGAAGCACCAACAAACACCCCAUCAAAUCUAUCCAACCCCCGCAUCAGACCCUUCAAAAUCUCCAUCCCAGAUUCUCAAAUCACUGCUCUCCAUCAAAAACUCGAGCUGGCAUCCUUUCCUGAUGAACUCGAACUGGACAAAUUUCAAGAAUGGGAUAUGGGCGCCCCCCUGGAGGAUAUCAAACGGCUCACAGCACAUUGGAAGGGUCCCUUUGAUUGGCGCAAAGCGGAGCAAGAUUUAAAUGAUAUUUUGCCGCAGUAUAUGACUACUGUAUCUGUUGAAGGCGGGUUUGGGAUGUUGAUGUACAUUUUGUGUAUCAGCGGAGUCGGAUUCGAGAAGGGAGAAAGGCUGUUCCGUUAUUGUUUCUGCAUGGGGCCCGGUAGCUUCAUCGAACUGAAAAAAGUGCUUCCUCUCUUAACCCAAGGAGACGAUGAUCAACCAACGUUCGAUGUCGUUGCACCUUCACUACCGAAUUUUGGUUUUUCCCCAGGUAUAUCAAAGUCAUCCAAGGCGGCGAUUGGGGCUCCUUCCAUCGCCCGUACAAUGGCAAUUCGAUAUCCCAAAACCAUUAAAGCCUUACACCUCAACUUCAUCCCUUCACCACCACCAUACCCUUGGCGAAACCCGCUUUUAUUUCUACAAGGCCUGUUAGGAUUCAUAAUACCACCUUUCUCAGCUUCCAAUCGACAAAAGAUAGCCAUAACUCAAACCUAUCUGGAGCGGGAGAAUGCCUACGCAAGACAACAGGAUACAUACCCGCAAACACUGGGAUAUGCAUUAAACGACAGUCCCGUGGGACUGUUGGCAUGGAUAUACGACAAAUUACAUCGAUGGACGGAAGGGUAUCCCUGGACAGAUGAGGAAGUACUCCAGUGGGUUUCCAUAUAUGCCUUUUCAAAAGCAGGACCUGCGGCUUCGUUACGUAUAUAUCACGAAUCGGUUACGAAGCCGGAUUUGACUGCUUAUGAGGAAGGGGUUACGUGGUUAUCGCGUGACCAAGUUGUGUCGACUCGUAUACCGAGUUGUGUCAAGAUAGCUGUUGCUAGUUUCCCUGGGGAGAUAAUGUAG
Talaromyces stipitatus ATCC 10500 is the source of this 1071-nucleotide messenger RNA. Its product is annotated as epoxide hydrolase, putative. Gene Ontology annotation, molecular function: epoxide hydrolase activity. Gene Ontology annotation, biological process: epoxide metabolic process. The coding region runs from base 1 to 1071 and encodes 356 amino acids. NCBI's taxonomy places the organism in Eukaryota, Fungi, Ascomycota, Eurotiomycetes, Eurotiales, Trichocomaceae. The transcript has 3 exons. The record is from RefSeq and is a predicted model, not a curated record.